UUUGGGAGAUCGAUUCUGUGUUUCACCCUGCUCUGUAAUAAUCUCUCAAGGACAGCGUAGUGUUGCUUAAUUUAUUGCAAAAUAAGUGGUGGUAGUAGUAUUAAUCUGGUAGUAGAUUCUGAUUAAAAAAUUUCUAUUCUGUAAGAAAAUCGAAAGAAAUGAAUAUUUAUCAUAAGGAAGAGCGAAUAGUAUGGAAUUACAUAACCUUCUACAUGUCAUUUAAAAUUACCUCAAAUGAUUUUAAAUUACUAGACAAUUAGGUUAUUUGUCAACGAAGUAGUUGAUGUUCCCGGCUUUUCAUUAAAACUUUAAUAAAGCCAAAUUUGCCAACUUCAAUGCCAAAAUAUUUGACUGUCAAAUAUACUAAGUAGUAAUUACAAUACUAAUUCUAAGAUAUGUUGGAUAUAAUUUCUUUGGUGCAAGGUGAGUUAAAUGUAAAAAUGGAUAUUCCUUUCAUAGAUUUAUUAGAUAAUAGUUAGAAACACAAAAUAUCACAAUAUGCACUAACCUUACUCUGGUGGUUGGGAGUAUUAAAUUAGUGGCUACAUCCUUUUGUAUACAAUGGUUUUGGGUCGCAUGUGUUAACAGUCGAACGUAAUUUUGUGCAAUAACAAAAGUAACGACAAUUCUAGUCAUAACUAAAAAUUAUUCGAAUUGAGACCAAUGACUUAUGCCAAAGAAAAACCUCGUAAACACGUUUGCAAUACCUGCAAUAAACAGUUCUUGGGUAGUAAUGAUUUGCGCAAGCAUAUGCGCAUUCAUUCAAAUGAACGUCCGUUUAUUUGUAAUGAGUGUAAUAGAGCAUUCCGGCAGGCCGGCUCAUUAAAGAACCAUAUAGCAUCACAACACUCAACGAACAUAAAAAGUCUAGAAAUGUACGUAUGCGAUUUUUGUCAAAAGGCAUUUCCAAUUAAAGAACGUCUGCGCUUGCACUUACGUACGCAUACAGGUUUAAAACCCUACCUGUGUUCGGUAUGUCCGAAGUCGUUUGCUCGUGGUGGUCAACUGGUACAGCACAUGCGCACUCACACAGGCUCUCGUCCCUACAUUUGUAAUAUUUGUGAAUCAUCGUUCACGUGUUCAGCGAACCUUAAGUCACAUAUUAAACGACAUCAGGAAAUUCGCGAUUAUGUUUGCGAUCUUUGUGGAAAAUCCUUUUUUCGACGAGAUGCUCUAAAGAAACACCUUAAUUGUUAUCAUGCAAAUGUUCGUGCUUUUCACUGCAAAAUAUGCAACAAGAUGCUUAAGGGACAUUUACCGCAACAUAUGCGUCUACACCGAAAUGAGAAGCCCCAUGGUUGUGCGCAUUGCCGGGCUCGGUUCGCACAGCGAUCACAACUCACUGUACAUCAACGUAUACACAGUGGUGAAAAACCUUAUAGAUGUCAAGUUUGUUGGAAAGCAUUCGCACAUUCUACCGCUCUUAAAUUACACACUAGACGUCAUACGGGAGAAAAACCAUUUCGUUGCAUUUUAUGUGAUAAUGUUGCUUUUUCACAAUUGCCGCAUCUUAAGAAGCACAUGUUCUGUAUUCAUAAAUCGGAUAAACCAUAUGUUUGCCAAUACUGUAGAUCUUUUUAUCGUACAAAAAAUGAUUUAGAACAUCAUCAGAGCGAUUGUGUCAAAGCUCCUGAUAGAGACGAGACUAAAGUAAUUGUUAAUGGUGUGGAACCACCUAUGCGAAUAGAAAAGAUGCGGUUAUUAUUGGCAGUUUUAUUAAAAAAAAUUUCUGCACCGGAACGGCUAGAGGAAUUGGGGUUUAAUAGAAAACUGAUUGAUGACGUGCUCAUGGAAUCGAUUGAAGGAUCUGGAAGAGAACCAUGUCAUGAUCCCACUCUUUCAGAUGCUGAAAGGUUAAAAACCAAUGUGCAAAUUCUUCUAGAUUGGACAGUUCCCAAACAUUACAUGGAAAAGUUUAAAAACGAGCAGCGUUCUACCGAAGAACUCUUAGAGGAAUUGACAUCAUAAUUUUAAUUAACUGUUACAGAUCAAGAAUUCUAAGAUGUAGAUUAAUAUUUUGUUUUAGGCUAUUAAAAGGAAAACAAAUUCUAAACCAAUUCUGUGCAAUUACGGCGAGUAGGACGUACUGUAUUUAAAACAAAGGAAUUUGUAGAGAAAACGAAGAAAUUAUUUAUAGAAGUACAGAUAAUUAAUUAAUUUUAAUUGGUCUUUAUAUCUCCUUAAUAACGACAUGGGAUUUAUUUUACUGUUUAUAAAUUAUUUGAACAAGACGUACCUACUCUCUUCGCCAGUGAAUACACCAAAGAUAUAUUUGAUGUCUUAUUAUAGAUUGAAAUAAGGCUUGGCCAUUUGAUAUUUAAUAGUAGGGUCAUUCUAUAAAAUGCAUUUAUGAUGUUUACAUAUGUAAAAAGUUAUCAUGCCACAUAAUGUUGCCAUAGCAUAAUUUUACGAAAAAAGAAAUGUAAAAUGUGUUUUCUAAUUAACGAGAAGUUGUACUUUUUUGUCUUUUAUUAAUUUAUAUUUUUGUUAAUCAGGUAGUAUACAAUUUGAGGUAUAGUUGACCAAAGAGCUUCACAAAAUUUAAUAGUAUAUUUUUAUUAUAAUAAUUAUAUUUUGUUAUAGAUUAUAGGUAUCAUUAAAGUUGUUAUAGUAUUGUUUUUAACAGUAGGGUAUGCUGUAUAGGUUAUACUCGGAUCUCAAAGGAUAAUUAUUGAGUAAUUAAACCAGCAAUUGUUUUGACUUUUACACGCUACCUGAAUUAUUAAUCUGUUAACUGGUAAGUUUUGGUUAAGCUAUUGACAUCUGACAUAGAGAUAAAGUUUGGUUUACAUUAUUAGUACAACAGAAAAAAGCGGUUGUUUAACAGGUAUUUUAGAGGGGAUGAUUGUACGUUUUGGUAAUAUUAUUUUACUAAGAUUCUUUGUUUUUUCUUUUAGUAAACACAUGCAUUUCUGGAGCAGUAUACCACAUAUAUAACUAAAUAUUGACUGCUGAUUAUACAUUGACAGUUGUUAUGUAUCCAGGUAUUUUAUUUUAAUAGAAGAAAAUUUUCUCCAAGUUAUAUUUUGUCUCUUGCUUCAUUUUUACUCUUAUUGUCAAACACAUACUUAAUUAAUAACCAUGUUGUUACUGUGCAUGGAGAAUUUAUUAUUUAUUUGUAUUUGGUUUCGGUUCAUCAAGAUUCUGGUUACUUUAACAGUAUUGCCUAGUAAAUUAGAAAAGGAAUCAUACAAAGUGAUUUCUCUAACUUUUAGUUCUUAUAAGCAACCGUAUGCGUUUUUUGCCAAAAGAAACUCGUACUUGAUUUUGAACAUUGCGAAAUCGAAUAGAUAAAUUUUUAUUGAUUUUACUCCAUAACUUUAACAGUGUAGAACUUCUCGAUGUUAUUUUUUGGAUGCCAUAAAAAUUCUUACACUUUCAUAGCAGCUAAGUAAUCGAUUCAACUAAGGUAGCUAUCAUAAUAGAUUAUGUCAAAGACAACAUAGCAUGGUUAAUGUCAGGCCCCGACAGUAAAUUUUUUAAUUUGAUUUUAUUAGGGGAUGCUUAUAACAAAAAGAACUCUAGGUUGUUAUUAUCUACAUGUACAUUAAUAUUUGAAUUAAGAAGGUAGAACUAUGCUUUACUAAAGGACAAUAAGGUGUUUCAAAGGCUUUUGAUCUCAAUGUUUUUUUUACCUGAAAGGCAUUUUUAGGGUUCCGUGGUGAACUAAUAACUCUUCGAGUUUCGGUUUGCUUGUGAGUCUGUAAACCAGUUCUCUUAUACUCGUUAUGUAAGAUAAAAUUUGGUGUAUGAAUCUAGACUCUAUUAAAUUAAUUUAUUGUGUUUCUUAUUUUUAGUUAUUUUCCAUUAUGACGGCAUAAAACAUGAUGGCAUUAAAAUAAAAAAGCGAGGAUUUCAUACUAUAGGGUGAUAACUUGAUUUUCUAUUAUUAGUAGCAUAAUAAUUCCAAUAAUGUGUGUUGAGAACAACAGCCAAUGGAAGUACCUUAUCCUUUAUUUCUACCGUUGCUUUUUGUUAAGUGCUCAGUGAAAUUCAUUUUUUUCUUUUUUGUUUCAUCACGAAAAACUCCUAGAGCUACUUCUAGUCCAGAAACUUAUUUUCUUGUUAGUAUGUUUUAUCUUCAGGCUGUCUAUAUUUGAUAAUAAAAGUCGUUAAGUACA
Messenger RNA from Agrilus planipennis (emerald ash borer), 4121 nucleotides. RefSeq names its product zinc finger protein OZF-like. The coding region runs from base 664 to 1968 and encodes 434 amino acids. NCBI's taxonomy places the organism in Eukaryota, Metazoa, Arthropoda, Insecta, Coleoptera, Buprestidae. The transcript has 3 exons. The record is from RefSeq and is a predicted model, not a curated record.